Messenger RNA from Penicillium cinerascens, 693 nucleotides. RefSeq names its product putative isochorismatase family hydrolase. The record is from RefSeq and is a predicted model, not a curated record. The coding region runs from base 1 to 693 and encodes 230 amino acids. Lineage: Eukaryota; Fungi; Ascomycota; Eurotiomycetes; Eurotiales; Aspergillaceae. The transcript has a single exon.
AUGUCUCCCCUCGACCUGAAUCUCCCAACCGCUCUACUCCUAAUCGACAACCAAUCCGCCUUCUGCCACCCAGAAACAGUAUCUCAAUGGGGCACAACACGUUCCAACCCACUCUACGAAGUCAACAUCCAGGCUCUCCUCACCGCAUUCCGUACCGCGCGCUCAACAUCUAAAGCACCACUGGAAGUGAUCCAUGUAUUCCACUCCUCGGUGACACCGGGCUCCCCACUUCAUCCCCUCCACCCAGCACACGGAAUUCGUCCACUAGACUUCGCCAUCCCAGCAUCAGACGGGUCAGAGCCCGUGUUCUGGAAGACUGUUAACUCUUCGUUCAUUGGAACGAAGCUUGAGGCGCAUCUCAGAGAGAAGGGUAUUCGGCAGCUGGUUAUUGCGGGGCUGACGACUGAUCAUUGCGUUUCCACGACGACGCGUAUGGCGGCGAAUUUGGGUGUUGUGGAUCGGUUUCUUGGGGAGGGGCCAGUAAAGGUGAAUCCCGACGGGACGCAUGAGAAGGAUGUGAAAGUUGAUAAGGGACGGAUUGUGCUCGUGGAGGAUGCUACUGCGACUUUUGGGAAGUCUGGGAUUGAUUCGGAGACUAUUCAUAAGGUCUCGGUUGCUAGUCUUGAUGGGGAGUUUGCCGAUGUUAUUGGGACUGAGGAAGUGAUUAAAGCUCUGCGUAAAGUGGCGCAUUGA